AUGUUGUGUUCUCGGACCGCAUCAUUGACAAAAAAGAAAUUGCGCUCUAAACUUUUCAUUCGACCUUUUGAAGCGUUGUCGUCGGAAACCAAAACUGCAGCCCUGUUGUCACACUUGAGUCGUAACGGUGGACUUAACCCUAGAGAUUUCAUGAUUGGAAUGAGAAACAACAAGAAAUUGAUGAGAAGUGACCAAGGCGCAGCCCUGUCACUGUCGUCCAUGGAGAACGGCCGGCUAGCGACAGGCCAGACGGGGCCAGAGCGCACAGACCCUGGCUGGAACUCAGCGCUCGGACCACCUGCUAGGAUCUGCCUCGAGACGGGUUAUGAUAUGAGGGCUCUGCGAUCCACUCAUUACCCCCUCCUCCCCGGCAGAUCUUGUCUUAGCUAG
Puccinia graminis f. sp. tritici CRL 75-36-700-3 is the source of this 390-nucleotide messenger RNA. RefSeq lists its product as uncharacterized. The transcript has a single exon. Bases 1 to 390 code for a protein of 129 amino acids. Lineage: Eukaryota; Fungi; Basidiomycota; Pucciniomycetes; Pucciniales; Pucciniaceae. The record is from RefSeq and is a predicted model, not a curated record.